AUGCCCAACUUUGGAGGUCUGACCGACCGAGAAGCUGCCAUCGAUGCAGUGAUGCGGUUCGUCUGCGCGCUAGAUAACGGCGACUCAGAGCUUUCGGCGUCGUCUUUGUCGGAAUAUGCAAUAAUGGAUCUUUCGCCCUUUGCCAAAGCCGGCAUGACGCCUCGAGUGGUUCGCGGUCGAGAUGAUAUUGUCGACAUUCUCAUGGCACACGUCGGAAGACCGUUGGACACCACCCACUGUGCCACCAACAUUCGAUGUACGGUGAAUGGUGAUAGUGCCAGCUUGACGAGCUGCAUUCUUGCCCAGCAUUUCCGAGGAGGUGAAGGACCAAGCCCUGAAUACCAAGAGUUCUUCUUCAAUGGCAACCAGUACGAGUGUGAUAUUGUGCGAGAUGGCGAGUUUUGGAGGAUCAGUAGGGUACUGAUUACGCCAACGUGGACAUUUGGAAACCCUCAGGUUAUGAAAGUGCAAUGA
Exophiala mesophila is the source of this 474-nucleotide messenger RNA. RefSeq lists its product as uncharacterized. The record is from RefSeq and is a predicted model, not a curated record. The transcript has a single exon. Lineage: Eukaryota; Fungi; Ascomycota; Eurotiomycetes; Chaetothyriales; Herpotrichiellaceae. The coding region runs from base 1 to 474 and encodes 157 amino acids.